CACUGAACCAGCCUGAUUACGGCAUAUAUUUGAUCACUUUGCAGCUUCUUUAUACGAUUUACAGUACUGUCGGAAGCUUUUUUUUUAUUUGGAAACGGUCGAAAAUUGAUGCGCGCGCGGAUUUCAUCCAUAUAAUCAAAUCAAUAUGGCUUUACGGUGAAACCGGAGAAACGAGUUUCUGUGGAUAUCUUGGAAGCCUACACAAGAGUCAUUUUAAGUACACAUGUCAUUAUGGGCUGUGUUACAAUAGCGCCUGAGCCAGAGGGCUGAUAGCUCAGUCGAAGACCACACGGCAGGCACGGCUAUCCCUUGCUGAAUACGCAUUACUUCUGAAAUUCUGAUUGCUGGCCAUUGCUGUGAUUAGCUGCAGCCAUCAGAAUACGAUAUUAGUCGAUCUGUUUGCGCCAAGCACACCGUCUGCUGAGACAGUCGGGAAUUCGGUAGCUCCUUGAAGAAUUGCCACCAUGCGGGUCAUCAUCGGCCUUCUGUUAUGUUUCACCCUUGCGUUCUAUGUGGCUCCUAUCGGCGGAAAAGUAUCACGUAAGAGGUGUACGCCUUUGGUGUUUGAUGACACGACAAGUGUUUGCAACAAGAAUCCAGAUGAAGCAGGGAUGUAUCCCAGAGGAACCGUCUGCAAGUUUGACUGCAGGGAGGGAUGUGUAAAGGACAGGGGAAGGAGAUGGAGGGUAUGCAAGGGUAGAAGCCGCUGGGCAGGCGGCCGCGGUAUGAAAUGUCUUUGCGCCCCAUGCGAAGGUGCACCGAGUUCCCCCGAAAACUCUUACAGUGAUUGUGAUCCAGACCAGACCACCUUCCCAGCCGGACACGUCUGUACCUUCAACUGCUCGGUCGGAUACGCCAAGACACCAGCCUGUGGGGAUGGGGAAAAACUCUGCAAGAACGGCGGAUGGAGGGGUGAAGACAUAGAGUGUGAACUUGAAGAUACAAAUGACUGCGAUGGUGUGACCUGUGAGAACGGUGGAACCUGCCGCGAUGGCAUCAACGAAUACACCUGCGAUUGUGCUGAUGGCUUUGAAGGCACUCACUGUGAAACAGAUAGAGAUGACUGCGAUGGUGUGACCUGUGAAAACGGUGGAACCUGCCGCGAUGGCAUCAACGAAUACACCUGCGAUUGUGCUGAUGGUUUUAACGGCGAUACAUGUCAAAUAGAUAUAAAUGAAUGUGAGGGUGUGACCUGUGAGAACGGUGGAACCUGCGUCGAUGGCAUCAACGGUUACUCCUGCGAUUGUGCUGAUGGCUUUGAAGGCACUCACUGUGAAACCAAUAUAGACGAAUGCCAGAAUAAUGUGAUGUGUCAAAACGGUGCAACCUGCGUUGACGGCAUCAACAGUUACUCCUGUAACUGUGCUGCUGGCUUUGAAGGCUUUCACUGUGACACAAAUAUAGAUGAUUGCGAUGGUGUGACCUGUGAAAAUGGUGGAUACUGCCGAGAUGGCAUCAACGAAUACAUCUGCAUCGAUGAUCCCUGCAAAAUAGCUGACAGCCUCCGGAGGUCGCCGGUACCAGGGUCUGUCACCAAGGCUAUCUUGGACGCAAACAAGGGAUUGAACCUGUACUCAGGUGACAUUGCUGGUGUUGAUCCCCCACUUCCUGCACUGACACCAAUGGCCAAUGCGCCGAGUGGGCUGCCGCGGGUGAAUGUGACGCCAACCCUGGCUACAUGCUGUGGAAUUGUAUGCAGAAGCUGUGGCCUCUGUAGCCGCCCCGGUUGCUCGGAUAACAACCAGAACUGUGUAUUUUGGGCCAGCAUUGGCGAGUGUGACGCCAACCCCAACUACAUGCUGGAGACCUGCCCGCUGAGCUGCAACGUGUGUGAAGGAGAUGGUGAAGACGCAGCGAUUCUAACUGCUCCUGCCGGUUCGGAGGUUGGUCGGAUCCAGAGCGCCAUUCUCGAGUACAACAAGCGGACCUGUCUCCGGUUUGUGCCCCGGACCAACGAACGGGACUUCGUUCAUAUCAAACGGCUUACUGGUUGCCAUUCGCAAGUCGGUGUUGCGGGCGGGAUGCAGGAGCUGUCUCUCGGUAACGGAUGUCUGGGAACAGGCACGAUCCUGCACGAGCUGAUGCACGCCGUGGGGUUCUGGCACGAGCAUCAGCGGCCGGACAGGGACGACUGGGUCAUUAUCUGCCGUAAUAACGCUGAAGCACAGCACCGUCACGCCUUUGACAAGCUGUCUAACUCCCGCACCCUGGACCUGUCGUACGACUAUGGUUCCAUCAUGCACUACGAGAGCCACGCCUUCAGCACCAACGGAAGGGAGACCAUCGUUCCCAAGCGUCCCUUGAAUGGUAUCGUCCUGGGAGCUGCGCAAGACUUCAGUUCCCUGGAUCUGCAGAAAAUCAACAAGUUGUACGAUUGCAACAAAUGAACAUGUCAUUUGUGCGCAAGUGCAAUUGGCCUGUCAUGA
This is a messenger RNA of Branchiostoma floridae (Florida lancelet), 2426 nucleotides long. RefSeq names its product neurogenic locus notch homolog protein 1-like. Gene Ontology annotation, molecular function: metalloendopeptidase activity; zinc ion binding; calcium ion binding. The transcript has 17 exons. NCBI's taxonomy places the organism in Eukaryota, Metazoa, Chordata, Leptocardii, Amphioxiformes, Branchiostomatidae. Bases 465 to 2387 code for a protein of 640 amino acids. Gene Ontology annotation, biological process: proteolysis; axon guidance. The record is from RefSeq and is a predicted model, not a curated record.